Messenger RNA from Galleria mellonella (greater wax moth), 4069 nucleotides. RefSeq lists its product as uncharacterized. NCBI's taxonomy places the organism in Eukaryota, Metazoa, Arthropoda, Insecta, Lepidoptera, Pyralidae. The record is from RefSeq and is a predicted model, not a curated record. The transcript is spliced from 2 exons. The coding region runs from base 243 to 3569 and encodes 1108 amino acids.
GCGCAACCUACCGACCACACGUGUCACCAGUGACCGGCGCGGUGACCCCGGGACACCACUACCGAACCACACACGACACAGAACACUCGUGUUCCCAAUAUGUGCCAGUGAAUGGACACCAGUGAAAAAAUAAAAAAAAAAACUUAAAGUGAAGUGACUCUCGUCGUGUGAUGUGCUGAAAGAGAGGGUGACGAGCAGUGUUUAAAGUUUACAGCCGCAGCCUCAGCCGCUUAUCAGAAAAUAUGGUGAGAGGGGCGGCGUUGGCGCUCGUGAUAGCGCUGGCAUGGGCGUGCAAGGCGCACGCCAGUGUCCUAGUGCCCACCUACGUGCGGCCGCCUGACUCGUUCGUGCGCGAUCAGCGCAGCUUCACCCCGCAAAUAGAUAUUGACGCUGCCGAGUCCCAGCGAACGAUCAAGCGUCUUAUUGGCGGGCACAUGAAAAACAAGGACUACAGCAGCGCAAAGAAUUCUAUUUCAUUAGAUGACAAAAGUGAAAGUGGAAAAUUCGUGGGCGUGAUUGCGCCGGAUCAGUCGGGCGGCACCGUGGGAUGGAAUCAAGGCAUUUGGGAUGACGGCAUGCUCAUGUCCAGCGCCGGCGAGGGAAAAGAAGCUGGAAAAGUUAAGGAAGACGAGGAAGAUAAAAAGACAUUAUCCGAUCAGGUGGCAGAAGGGAAAUAUGGUCUUAUACAGAAUGAAAUAUUUCCUAAAACUCCAAAGCGACCAGGAAUAAUUAGUUAUGAACCAAAUUCAGAGACAAGAACAAAAGACAACCUACAGAGUUUAGGAGGUCUAAAGAAAGACGAAAUAUGGCUUGCAGAAGACCACCUGCUAGUUUUGAAAGGAGGUUCGUUCCCGGAGCGUACUAAAGAAAGUGAUAAUAGACCAUGGCCACCGAUCGACAACUACGAGGCGCCUAGAAGGCAAGUAAAACUACCACAGAAACCCAAAGUGCCUCCGCCCUUUCCGGUACAACUCUCCGACAACGGACCGCUCGUCUUCCUUACGCCAAACGGUAGCGUCCCUGCGGGCUUUUUCCCUCCCUUCCCUGCAGGAGAGGGCGAAAGCCCUCUACCUCCUCCGCCAUUCCCAUUCCCACCGGGAGCGCCCUACCCCCCGGGUGACUAUCAGGGAAACUCUACUGCCGGGGGAGCGCCGCUGCCAAUUCCUCCGUUCCCAUUCCUACCUGGGAAUGCGAGCGAAGGAGCAUUCCCCUUCCCACCACCCAUGAAUGGAUCUUUUCCAGAAGGCUUUCCUCCGGGCGCAGUGUUUCUACCACCACCGAGCAACCAGUCAGACCUGUACGACGAAGACGACCCUUCGAUUUACUAUCCGCCGCCUUACAAUUUUUCUUACCGCGCUGACUAUAACAACAGCGUACCAGCUGGACCACUAGUUCCUGGUAUAAUAUUACCACCGCCACCAGAUUUCUUUGCGCCAAUGGAAGAAAAAUCGACUACGGAAGAAAUUAAAACAACUAGACCACCCACUACUUACUCAAGGCCGAAACCAACUACUAAAUCACCUGCUUUAGUAAAUCGCCAUAAAUAUAAGACAAGGCCAACAACAAGCACGACCACAACAGAAACUACAAGAACUACCGAAAUACCCAGUACAAUAACAACGCCGCUUCCAAUCGAAAUUGUAACAAAUCCAAAAAUAAGAAAACCUCAACGUAUACCAUCAAGAGCUCCCGUACGCGUCCAAAAUCUUCCAGAUGAUGUCACACCACGACCAAAAACAGAAAAGCCAAUUUACAAAACUAGAACCAAACCUACAUCCAAACCAUUGUCAGUUUCAGUCAUUUAUGACUACCCAGAACCUAUAUAUGACACAAAAAUACCGACAACAUCUGAGAAACCUUAUAUAAUAUAUAAUGUACAGGAAAAGACGCCUAACGUAGUUAUUGACGAUGUAGUCACAUCAACCCCCGUGCCAUUGAGAGCAUACUACUCAAACACUGAAAAUGAAGUGCCCACAACUAAAUUACAGCCGGUAUAUAAUCAGAAAGCUAAAGAAAACCCACUGGCUUCUUUCUACUUCUACGACGAACAACCAAAAACGUCACCAUCGCCUGCCACAUUUUUCGAUGGCAGGAAUUAUUACAAGACAGUGCCAAUCAGUCAAACACCAUUUACGCAACAAAAUGUUAAUCCUCAAUCUGGUUUCACACCGGCAGUUGAUGUUUCAUAUGGAGCGAUCGAUCAAGCAGAUGCACUAUUUUUAUGGCCGCAAAAACAAGGACCACGUACGCUCACCCAAGAGUAUUUCAGUAUACAGAAACCGAGACCUCAAACGGUUUAUGUUCAGCAGCCAAAGCAGCGGCCGGAUGCAUUCUAUCAACAAAUAGCUGACAUUCAACAAACGAUAGACUUAUUUACGACAAAGAGACCGAAGGCGCAUUCGCAUAGACCACAUAGCCACAAACCUAAGGCUAUUACAUCGAGACCUGUUUAUCAAUUCAGCUAUCAAAGUAAACCAAGACCAGAACAAUUGACUUUCCGUGCACCUAAAUUAGAUCCAGAACCUUUCAGACCAAUGGUGAGUUACAGCAAACCUUUUAACUUUGGAAGCGAAUUCAAUGGUAUAACUCCAUCAGUAUCACCUGGAUACCAACAACAGUACCUAAUAGAAAAUAUAGUUACUACUGAAAAUCCAACUGCGACUAGAUAUUAUCCUAAAACGAAAUUACAUGAUCAACAUUAUAACGAUGCACUAAUCGGGAAAGAUAUUCGAUCCAAGCCGAAUAGAAACCACAUACCGAUUCAGAACGACAAACCAGCAUCAGUUCAAAUACAAAACAGACAACCAAGUACCACGGCAAAUCCGAUCGAAAAUGGUUAUUACACUAAACAAGACGAGAGAUAUCUAGACGAUAUCACAAAAAAUUCUUUUGAUAUUUUUGGCAAAAAAAUUGAGGACAACACGCAUGAUGUGAACGGUUUAGCAGUGACACCACCGCUCAACACUGUCAGGACUCCAAUCGACAACAAUAUAAAUCUACAGUACGCGUACGAGGUCGUGGAAUCCCAGAGUCCAAACCCACCAUCAUUGGACAGAGACACACUUGUGAAUGAGCGUCUCCCACGUCCACCGAUCAACCCGGACAGCGAGCCCGUUAUCCAAAGGCAUCCGAACGCAGAGUUAGUCCAGCAAAAACCACCAUCACUGAUAGAUGACACGCUAGUGAAUGAGCGACUGCCACGGCCGACUGUUAACCCUGAUAGUGAGUUUAUCCCUAUACCGAACCCCGGAUACAGAACUGCAGAGCAAUACAGAGUUCAAAAUCAAGUACAAAGACCGCAGUUCACUGGCGAGCAGUACGACCUUAACAGCCCCGCGUUGGGUGACGACACGGCGGUUAACUACCGAAGACCGCUACCGCCUAUCAACCCAGAUGCGGAAUGGAUAACCCCAGUGAACGCGGCAGGCGAAGGCAGACCGGGCUCAUUCGUGUCAUACCGGCUGCCAGGCGAAGGCGCGCAUGUGUACUUCCUGACACCACAAGCUGCGCAGGCAGCACAGGCGGCGCAGGCCCGCCAGAGGUACAGGCCGCCCGGAUACGGACGGUGAAACCAAAGCUCUAGUCUGAACAGUGAACGCCGCGUAAGCGACGUGCAGUGUAAAUAUAAAGCGCAAAUGUGAUGUUUUAAGUGUCCUAAGUAGUGUAACAAACAAAAGACUAGCGGGCGAGAUCCGCAUUGCCAUAAUAUUUAAAACACGAGUUUUUUUUUUAUUUAAUUAUAAUGUAAUGUGUUUUAUUGUGCGCUAAUGUUCUGGAACAUAACGGACGCUCUGUAUUUUUGAUAUACUAUUUAUUAAUUUAUUGUUAAGAGACUGUGGUGCAUGCAUAAUGAUAGCUAAUUUAUUUAUGUCAGUAUUCUCAUGAACUGUCUGGGAUGAUGUGAUAUGUUAUAGUGUGACAAUGAUUGUGAGCAUUGUUAUAAAGUUAAUAAUGAAAACAAUUGUUAUCUAAUUGUUAUUUAAACAAAAUAAUAACAAAUCAUUGUGAUUUUGUAUUUUAAUAAACGAAGAUGAAUAAUAAUGAAACAUUAAAUUUUGUAUAAAUUAAA